CCUACGCGGGAACAUGUAUGGCGAACUCUUCAAUUCCACCAGUGCCGCCCAAGUCCCGCUCCCGCUGCACACCAGCGGGAUAUACGCGAGCGGGACCCCGAAGCCCGUGAACUCUUCUCCUCUCUACACGGCGACAGCGCGGGCUCUCAAGGAGGGGGAGAUAAGUAAGCCGGACCUGGUGACUUACCUCCUGUUGUUCUUCUUCCUACUCUUGUCAGUGGUUGUCAUCGUACUCUUCAUUAACUGUCAGCUGAAAAACUCCUUCUUUGCCACUUUACCUUACGAUCGCUCUCUGAGGGAGGCUCGGACUCCGUGGAAAACGCAGGCUGUCUAACACCACAGGCGGCCAGCAGCUGGAUAAUAAACCUGUCUGCUCCUUUUGACUUGAAAAUUCUUUGUGCUUCUGGGGUCUGCUCUGAGAUUAGAAAACCUGUGUCGUAAGAUGUCUCCCUUUUCUUUGACCACGAUGUGCACGAAAAAGAGUAGGACUGUUGUAGAUCCAAGCGGAUUAAUGUUCCCAAACCGGUCCCCAAAGGACUAGUAUUUAUCACUUCAUUAAAAAAAAAAAAAAUCCCUGAAAUUUUCUUUGUUUGGCAUUUGUUACAGUUUACAUACUCUAUAUGAAUGUGUUACUUCUUUGGAUAAAUGCAAGUGGGAGUAAGUUUGUGGCCUCACACUAAUCUAAAUGAUAGAAUGAUGAAAACCAGUUUCAAGUUUUAAGAAAUUAGGUUUAAAGUACUCAGAUUGUCAUUUCUGUCUUCCCAGAGAGACUAUCCCACGAAGUCCAAUGUGGGGUUGAGAAGUCUUCAGAAAAAGCAUAUUUGCAAUCUUUUGGUAGGACAUAAUGAAAGUCAGGACUCGGUGUACUUGUUACUCAGCUUGGACUUCAAUACUAAAUGAAUUUCAUAACUGGAAAGACUGAGUAGACCUCUGAGCUUGAAUUUGUGCUUAGCUUUUCCCAAAGCAAUGAGCCUUAAUAGAAAAG
This is a messenger RNA of Sarcophilus harrisii (Tasmanian devil), 985 nucleotides long. It is a transcript of the gene SMIM32, whose product is annotated as small integral membrane protein 32. The record is from RefSeq and is a predicted model, not a curated record. Bases 14 to 334 code for a protein of 106 amino acids. Lineage: Eukaryota; Metazoa; Chordata; Mammalia; Dasyuromorphia; Dasyuridae. The transcript has a single exon.